Messenger RNA from Sparassis crispa, 2859 nucleotides. RefSeq lists its product with no specific name. The transcript has 8 exons. The coding region runs from base 1 to 2859 and encodes 952 amino acids. The record is from RefSeq and is a predicted model, not a curated record. NCBI's taxonomy places the organism in Eukaryota, Fungi, Basidiomycota, Agaricomycetes, Polyporales, Sparassidaceae.
AUGUCCGAGGACGACCGUGCAGCGAAGGCUGCACGAGCGCGUGCCAUGCUCAAGAAGAGGCAGCAGCAGAAGGCUAGUGGUACACCAGCUGCUUCUAGUCCCACCAUUUCAUCCCCGAACCUCCCGCCUUCGCGAGCAUUCUCACCUGCGCCUUCGGACACCUCCCUAACGGUCGUGGAAGAUGAGAAGGGCACCAGGAAUGCAGGAGACCUUUUCGGGAAGCAUGCUCCGGAGAAUGGCUCAGAUGCGAGCUGGCUGUCCGGGCUACAUCGAGUGGACUCUAAUCCGUCGCAUGCGGUAGCUGUUCCCUCACCUCUUGUAGUAUACUCGCGUUUGCCCACUGCCGGUAGUCCCGCAACUAGCCCACCUGCAACUAGCACAUCUGUUAUCAGCCCACCUAUUUCCAGCUCGCCUAUAAUCAGCCCGCCUGCCUCCAGUCCCUCCUUCUCACCGCCUACUAAUGCCACUGAACGAGAGUAUUUGCGUGCCUUAGUCCAGGACCAACGACGCGCCAUCUCUGUGUUGGAAUCAGAAAAGGCUUCAUUGACUGCGUCACUGGAGCAUCUAAAGCAAAUGGAGUCGAAGGCGCAGCAUACCCAUGAGCUCCUACAAGAAGAGUGCGCAAAGUCUGGAAAGCUUCAAAAGGAUCUCCAGCGAAUAGAGGCGGACGCCAAACAACUUUCAGGACAGCUGAAACGGCAAGAGGAAACAGCGGCGGCGACACUAGCUUCUGAGACGGCCUCGUUAAGCCGGACCAUUGACCAAUUGAACCUGGUGCAGUCUAAGGUCCAGGAGACCGAAGCCGCCCUCAUCACCGAGCGCAACAGCUCACGGACUCUCCAUGAACGCAUCAAGGAGCUUGAACGAAGCGUCCAGGACUACGGCGACCGCUCUGAUCAGCAACAGCAGACCAUCUCUCUUCUAGUGUCAGAGAAAACAUCUUUGACUGCUUCGCUGGAGCAACUAGGAGAUGUUGAGUCAAGAUUGCAGGAAGCGGAAAGCCUACUUCAAACUGAGCAAGAAAACGCAGAGAGGCUUCAAAAGCUCGUGCACCAGCUAGAAGCUGAAGGACGCGAGUCCGCUGACCAGCUCAUCCAGCUUUCGUCCAGCGAGAAGGUGCUGACGGAUAAAUGCAAAGAUCAAGAGCGAGAAAUCCAACUGCUAACAGGUACCACUAGCGAAUUGCGUAACCAAGCGGAGCAGUAUUCUCGUCGGAUACACGAACUGGAAGAACAAAUCCAGAGCGAUGAUCGCGUAGAACGCCUGGAGGCGACGCUGCAGAAUACCCAGGACCGCGCUGAUGACCUAGAAUUCCAGCUCUCCAAGCUGAAACAGAUCAAUAGUGCUAUGAAAGCCGAGCGGGAUGCCUUCGAAGCACAGGUCCGCCUGCGGACUGAUGCAGAGGCAGACUGGCGUGGCCGCCAUGCUGAGUCGGAGAAACAGCAUGCCACGACGCAGGAGCAGCUCGCAGCCGUAGCUGCGGAACGAGACAGCUUGGCUAAUGACAAAACAUCUCUGCUGUCCCAGGAAGAAGACCGCCAGAGCGCUGUCAACGACCUACAACAGAGACUGGCACGCCUCGCCGCAGAGCUGACGACCACCGCUCGACAACUGCAGCAGGCCCAGAGCGACGCGCGGACGGCGAACCUGCGGGUGGACGAGGCUGAACGAAUGCAGACGCAGCUGCAGACCGAAGGGUUCACUCUCAUGCGUAAUGUCAAUGAGAUGCGCCCGAAGAUCGUCGAGCUUACAAACGCCAAGCUGGAUCUCACUGACAAAGCGGACAGCCUGCAAAACGCGUUGCGAGCUCGUGACGCGACCAUAGCCCAGCUGGAAGCCAGCCUGGAUGAGCUGCGGGACGGCAAAGAACAGGCGGACAGGGAACGGCAGGCGGCGAAGGUUACUUUGGAGAAGGAACGCUCGUCAUCCCACGAAAGCACGUUAGAGCUCCACAAAGCAUAUACUGAACUGCAGUUAGAACUCGAGCAGACACGCAGUAGCAUCCAGGACUUGGAAGCCGAACGCGCCAACUACCACCAGAUGACGGAGCGUCAUUUUGAGGAGGUCGACCAUCUGUCUUCUACUUUGCAGACGCACAUGGAACAGCUCUCCCAACUACGUAUCGAGUUGGAAGAGCGCCAGCGUGCGCAGGAGGAAGCGCAGGACUUCCUCGAGCAUACCCGGGGCGAGAUGGAUGCGCUGCGCGCUGAGCUCGCAUCGAAAGACGAAGAGCUGGAACAUCUCCGGGAUGCGGUCUCGUCGCCAUCCACUCCCGGACCUCACUCUCUCGACGAGGAGAUGUUGAGCUCAUUGAAGCAACAACAUGUCCUCGAGUUGUCUUCAGCACAGUCACAAAUACGCUCGCUCGAGACGUCCAUCUUCCAGGCCGAAGCACGGGCACACUCGUUGCAGAAACAGGUUUCGGUAUUGGAGGAUCAGCAUGCGCAACUACGUCCGUCUUCUCGCGCGUCGCAGAGAUCUGCCCUACCUUUCCGGCCUUCUAGUCGGGCGGUCGACCAUUCAGAUGAGCUGCGUCGCGCGUCAUUCACGUCUCACAGGUCACCCAAUCUUGCGCCGCCCCCGUCCGCGUUCGACGGGUUGUCACUGGAGGCUCGGCACAAGCGGAGGGUGAGCCUGGGCAUGCUGAAGGCGCGCAUUGACAGUGAAGUCGCGGCUGCUAUCAACACCUCUCGUCCAUCGUCAAAGUUAUCUUCUCCCCUCCCGAGCUUCGCAGGCCUCUCUACAGUCGUCGAGCCCUUCCCUGAACCAGCAUCUCCGUCGUUGAAGAAGCCACAGUUCUUGGAUGAAGCUCACAUAUUCUGGUGUCAUUCGUGCGAGGGCGACCUUGUAAUCCUAUAG